This is a messenger RNA of Chrysochloris asiatica (Cape golden mole), 972 nucleotides long. It is a transcript of the gene NKX2-5, whose product is annotated as NK2 homeobox 5. Bases 1 to 972 code for a protein of 323 amino acids. The record is from RefSeq and is a predicted model, not a curated record. Gene Ontology annotation, cellular component: nucleus. NCBI's taxonomy places the organism in Eukaryota, Metazoa, Chordata, Mammalia, Afrosoricida, Chrysochloridae. The transcript is spliced from 2 exons. Gene Ontology annotation, biological process: cell differentiation; regulation of transcription by RNA polymerase II. Gene Ontology annotation, molecular function: RNA polymerase II cis-regulatory region sequence-specific DNA binding; DNA-binding transcription factor activity, RNA polymerase II-specific.
AUGUUCCCCAGCCCUGCGCUCACACCCACGCCGUUCUCUGUCAAAGACAUCCUGAACUUGGAACAACAGCAACGCAGCCUGGCCGCUGGGGAGCUCUCUUCGCGCCUGGAGGCCACCCUGGCGCCCGCCUCCUGCAUGCUGGCGGCCUUCAAGCCUGAGGCCUACGCUGGGCCGGAGGCAGCGGCGCCUGGCCUCUCGGAGCUGCGCGCCGAGCUGGGCCCCGCGCUUUCGCCCGCCAAGUGCGUGCCCCCCUUCCCUUCGGCAGCCCCCUUCUACCCGCGCGCCUACUGCGACCCCGACCCUGCUAAGGAUCUCCGAGCAGAUAAGAAAGAGCUGUGCGCGCUGCAGAAGGCCGUGGAGUUGGAGAAGCCGGAGGCGGACGGUGGCGAGCGGCCCCGCGCGCGGCGGCGGAGGAAGCCGCGGGUGCUCUUCUCGCAGGCUCAGGUCUAUGAGCUGGAGAGGCGCUUCAAGCAGCAGCGGUACCUGUCGGCUCCCGAGCGUGACCAGCUGGCCAGCGUGCUGAAGCUCACGUCCACGCAGGUCAAGAUCUGGUUCCAGAACCGGCGCUACAAGUGCAAGAGGCAACGACAGGACCAGACUCUGGAGCUGGUGGGGCUGCCCCCGCCUCCACCACCGCCUGCGCGCAGGAUCGCGGUACCAGUGCUGGUGCGCGACGGCAAGCCGUGCCUGGGGGACUCAGCGCCCUACGCGCCCGCAUACGGAGUGGGCCUCAACGCCUACGGCUACAAUGCCUAUCCCGCCUACCCGGGUUAUGGGGGCACGACUUGCAGUCCAGGUUAUAGCUGUGCCACCGCGUACCCCGCCGGGCCGCCCGCCGCCCAGCCGCCCACAGCCGCCGCCAACAACAACUUCGUGAACUUCGGCGUCGGGGACUUGAAUGCGGUGCAGAGUCCUGGGAUACCACAGGGCAAUUCGGGGGUAUCCGCGCUGCACGGUAUCCGAGCCUGGUAG